Molecule: messenger RNA, 2035 nt
Organism: Apis florea (little honeybee)
Lineage: Eukaryota; Metazoa; Arthropoda; Insecta; Hymenoptera; Apidae
Product: synaptic vesicle glycoprotein 2C
Biological process (GO): transmembrane transport
Cellular component (GO): membrane
Molecular function (GO): transmembrane transporter activity
Source: RefSeq, a predicted model, not a curated record
UCCUAUGAGAUAAAAUUGUUUGUGAAUAUCUUAACUAUUGCUUGUGUCACGAUAAUAAUUCGUGUAGUUUACAUCAGUCCGUUCAAUUUAAAUCGUUGUGAGACAUGGUGUAUCUCCGACAAUUAAAUCCGAGAAACGACCAGUAAAGGCGUAUACUACAUCACGAGAAACAAGUUUCAAGCGAGAUCGCAUGGUGUAAAUCAUUUAAAAUCACGGACAAUCUGAAAAAAUUACAAGAAUGUCGAACGAACGUACAAUUAGUAUCGUCACUCUUCCAGAUAAACCAACAGAAGAGAAUAAAAUUGAUUCAAUAACAGAUAUAGAAAAUAAAACGGAGAAGUCUGCAAAUUUCGAGAGAGCCAUUACCGCAGCUGGUUAUGGAAAGUUUCAAUAUUUUCUUCUUCUAUCAAUUAUUCCUGUGUCAUGGUCAACAAGCCUUAACACUUCCAGUGUUGGGAUCAUUCUUCCUUCUGCAGAAUGCGAUCUGCAAAUAACUUUCUAUCAAAAGGGUGUCCUAACUGCUAUCGUAUACAUAGGAAUGGUCUGCAGCGGUACUCUAUGGGGUUAUAUAGCGGAUGUCAAAGGUAGAAGAACCGUUUUCCUCUUUGGUUAUUUAGCUGACGGUAUAUGUAACAUUUUGUCAGGAUUCUCGCAAAAUUUCUGGAUGCUGUUAUUUUUUAAAUUCCUUAACGGUUUCAUUAUAAGCGGUCCUCACGCUUCCAUCGUGGCGUACUCUUCUGAAUUCUAUGGAAACAAAGGAAGAGGGAAAAUACCAUUACUGAUCGGUUUUAGCAUCACACUUGGAAAUAUCGUAAGCUCAGCGCUCGCGUUGAUCAUCAUUCCUCAAGAGUGGUCCAUCGUUCUUUGGGACGGAGCAUUUGUCUACAAUUCCUGGAGAUUUUUCUUAUCUGCCUGUAGUAUACCAAUACUGAUCGGUGUUGUUUGUCUCUUCAUGUUUCCGGAAAGUCCAAAGUUUCUCAUGUCGCAGGGUCGUAUGGACGAUGCGUUGAAAGUUUUCCAGAGGAUUUACAGCAUAAACACGGGCAAACCGCCGAAAGAAUAUCCGAUUCAAUAUUUACGAAACGAUCCUCCUUCCACGGAAGAAUCGAGUAAUGCUGAUCACGAUGGAAAUAUGAAGAAGAAAGUAAUUUUCACUAAUCCAUAUUUGUCUCGACUUUUUUCGGUCAUUGUCAUGCAAUUCGGGUCGAUGUUUGCAACCAAUACGUUUCGAUUGUGGCAACCCCAAUUGUUCACGAUCCUAGAAAAUUUCGAUCCAUUGAGUUACAAUCUGACAGCAGAACACGAAUUUACAUUUUGCGAAAUUUUGGAUUUCACAACCUCUUCUGAAAACAUUGCAGAAAACGCGACGUGUAAAAACAUUGUUGUCAAUGAGUCUGUUUACGUAAACACAAUCAUUGUAUCUAUUUUAGGAAGCUUUUUUCUUCUCUCGAGUAGCUUCAUACUGAAUUACUUGAGACAUAAAAUCUUAUUAGCUAUUUGUUACGGAAUAUCGCUAAUAUGUAUAAUUAGUCUCUAUUGGUCAUCUAAUUCGUUAUUAACGUUAUUGUUGUCAAGUUUCUUCAUUGGAUUGACGAAUAAUACUCAAAAUAUCAUUAUUUCUGCAACUGUCAUCAUGUUCCCAACUUCUUUAAGGGCGAUCGCAGUAAGUUUCGUAAUGAUGGUUGGAAGAAUAGGGUCGAUCUGUGGAAAUAUUCUCUUCCCAAUUCUUCUGGCGCAAGGAUGCUUUGUACCGAUGAUCCAGUUGGCGUGCUUCAUAUUAUUUUGUUCUAUUUUAACGUGUUAUCUACCUUUGUCCAAAAAGGAAGCGAAAAAAUAAGGAAAGUCUCGAAUUUUAUUUUCGUUCACUUCUGAAUACUCGAAACGAUUUUUCAAUAAAAAUCAUCAAACUCACUACACGAAUAUAUUAAUAUCAUAUAAGAGCAAUUCAAUCAAAGGUCGAAAGUCUGUAAAAUAAAAUAGAUUUAUACGUGACUCGAAUAAAUUGCCAAUAAAGAAGUUUCUAUUUCAUACAAUA